GAGAGAGAGAGAGAGAGGGGGCGGGGCGCCCAGAGACCUCUGCUGAUCGCGCCUCCUCGCGAUGCGCUCGCGCUCGCGCUCGCGCUCACACCAACCGGGAAGCGUCCGGGUCUGACAGCUGGCGGACGGAGGGGGAACCACAAACACUGACAGAAGGACGAGCGGGUCUUCCCAGAAAUCAUCCCUGUUUGUCAGCGUCAGGAGGUGUCCUCCGUGUCUCCUCUGCGGCUUUUGCUCACACACACACACACACACACACACACACACACACACACACACACACACACACACACACACACACACACACACACACACACCCACAGAGGAUGGUUAUGUGAUAGGUUGGAGCGGAACCCGGGGGUCUGAUGAUGAUGAUAAGGAUGAAGAGCAGGUUUCUGCCGCUGACCGGGAAGUUCCAGCCGACGCUCAGUGCGGAAUAAAGGAGGCCCGUUUUCACUGAGGGAUUAAAUCACUUAUUUGUAGAAUUCCUCAUUUCUUCUUGUUUCUUGGCUGAAAUGGGGUUUUCAUUCUGCGGGCGGUAGACUACAUGUUGCUGGGCUGACGGAUGGAGAUCUUCUAUGGCCAUAUCUGGACUGAUUAGAGUUAACAGGACGGAACACAUCCAGGUCAACUGAGCGUCUAAUGUGUGCUGAGUGUGACAUGGGUAAUAUGGGACAAUUCAGCCUCCUUACUUUACAUUACUUCAUUCUCAACUGGCCCUUUAUGAUUUGUGCAAAUGCUGCAUUUACCGAGGUCCCUAAGGAUGUGAGUGUGGGGGAGGGCGAGGAUGUGGAGAUGCCCUGCGCCUUUAGGGCGCUCAGCUCAGUGCCCAUGUCUCUGGAGAUCCAGUGGUGGUACCUGAAGCACAAAGAUCUGCCUCAAGAGCUGCAGAUCAGCUCGCCAGCCAACACAGCACAGGUAGUUCCAAGGGAAGCCACCAAAAUAAGCACUGUGCGUGUUCAGGGCAACGCCAUCUCGCACCGCCUCAGCCUGUCCCGGGUGAAGAAGGAGGACGAGGGCGUGUACGAGUGCCGUGUGUCCAACCUGUGGGCCGACGACGCCGACGCCACCAAGUUCACAGUCCGCGCCACGCUGCGGGUCACGCUAGGGGGGGGCGGCGGCAUGGUGGCAGAGGAGGCCGUGUCGCACAUCCAGAACCGCUGGCCACUGAGGAGCAGCAAUACAGCGCUGGGAGGGGGCGGGGCCGGGUGGGCCACCGUGGAGCCGGGCCGGGGGGGCCAGCGGGGGCCCGGCCCCCCCCCGGUCAGCUCCACCAGCAGCACCUCGCUGGCCAAGUCGUCAGCUUCAGCGAUGCCAGGGAGCGCUGCCAUCCUCCGGCAGCAGCUUGGAGCGGGCUGUGGUGUGAUGAGCACCAUGGACCCCCUCCUCUGCAUCACUCUCCUGUUCCUGCAUAAAAUCCUUCCCUAUCUGUUGGCCCACUGAGGAGACUUUAACCAAAAUCACAUCGACCUGCAACCUUCUCACUUUCUAUACCAAAAACAAACACAGCUGUCAGUUCCCACCAGGGGAACGAGGCUCACAUUAAAUCAAUGUUUGCUGCUGCAACAAAUCACUGCAGGGAGUGAAAGCAGUGCAAAAGGACGGAGGAGACUCAAAUGACGGAGAACGCUCCUGGGACUUGAAACAGAGAUGGGAGCUCCAUUACUAUUGAGCAGGCUGAGUGUGUGCUCCCAGUGGAUGAUGGGAGCAUCCCUGCUGAUCCACACAACGUGGCCACAUGAAGCGCUCCUCCGCUCUGCACCUGCUUCAUGCAUGGCCUCCUCAAACACUCCACAUGCAGUACUUCCGCUGUGAGUUCUGUUC
Sander lucioperca (pikeperch) is the source of this 1824-nucleotide messenger RNA. It is a transcript of the gene vstm2b, whose product is annotated as V-set and transmembrane domain containing 2B. The record is from RefSeq and is a predicted model, not a curated record. Bases 643 to 1443 code for a protein of 266 amino acids. Lineage: Eukaryota; Metazoa; Chordata; Actinopteri; Perciformes; Percidae. The transcript is spliced from 5 exons.